CUUUAGCUGGUUUUUACUAAACUCCUGAUAUCACUCCGCUGGCAUGGUGGAGAAGCGGACCUGAUUAUUGUGAUGGUGGCAGGCAGUGACUAGAGACUUCCGCCACUGCUUCCCGUAUCCGCGUUUUGCGCCGUCUGUCCUACUAUCUGGUUGCUUCACAAUCGGACUACCGAAGGCGCUUGUGCGCUUUCCCCCCAACUCAACAACAUCUUACCCGGGAUUUCUUUCAAACCAAAACCAGAUGAGAUGCAAGUUCACUGGGAAACUCUGGAGCCCGUUCGGUUUAGGCAGCAAAACUUUUUCUCAGAGGACGGCACGGUGAACCGGAGAGUGGACUGUUGCUGUAGCCGCCGCUGCUCCUCUGCGGGACGGUUUGUGCGCAUAUGAGCGCUGGGUGCCCACUCGCACCGUCGCUGAACCGCUGUGUGUUUUUGCUCUUAUCAGCGUGGCAGCGGCUUUAUUGUUGAAUUCAGUUUGGGGGCUUUGUGUUGUUUGUGUUCAGCACUUGGAAAGAAAAGAAGAGACGCUCAGCCGCAUGACCGAGAGCCUCGCAGCCCUUUAAACCUUCCACUCCCGGUUGUUGCCCUCUUCUUCAGCGGCCGUAUCUUCCGCCCGCUGCUCGGGACCUUUCGCCGGCGGAGGACGCGCAGAGAAAGCGGACUCUAGGUGGUGGAGUGGAGGUGGAGGUGGAAGGAGGAGGAGGUGGCGGCGGUGGCGCUGAGCUUAACUGGGAGAAAAGUUCUUCCAAAAUAGCCGCCGCUCGGCCCCGUGAUGGGGGACUUCGCCUCCCCCGCUGCCGGACCCAACGGCAGUAUCUGCAUCAACAACAGCAUGAACCCGGCCGCCGCGAGCAUGGGGCCCGCCGCGAGCGUGGUGGGAAUACCUAAGCACAGCACGGUGGUGGAGAGGCUGAGGCAGCGGAUAGAGGGCUGCAGGAAACACCACAUAACCUGCGAGAACAGGUACCAGCAAGCCCACGCCGAGCAGAUGGAGAUAGACCGCAGGGACACGGUCAACCUGUACCAGCGGACUCUGGAGCAAAGGGCCAAAAAGUCCGCCAGCGGCAGCAGCACCAAGCAGCCCCAGAGCAAGCAGCUGGACCCGGACUCUGCGUCCUCCGCGGAGCAGAGGAAUAACACGCUCAUAGCGCUCCAGGAGACUGUAAAGAGAAAACUGGACAGCGCACGAUCGCCCCUCAACGGAGACCAGAAUGGGAUCUGUGAUGGAGGCAACUACUCACCGACCACCAAACGGGUACGGAAGGAAGGUUCCAGCGGCAUGGACUCACUAACAGGACUCCCUAAUAACAAUAAUAACAACAAUGUGCCGCCCAUCUCUCCACUGCAUCACCAAAUGGACAUUAAGCCCUUACACUGCGGGCCUAACACUUCUGCCGGUAACAACACUACAAACAGCAAUGGGAACCAUGUAGGCCGGACAUCGGAUGAGCUGGGGAAGAACGGUGGCAGCCACCUUCCAGACAUGAAGCUAAAUGGCUCACUGGACUUGGAGGACAGCUUCGGCCUCCUCAAAGACUUGAAACAGGAGCCCCUGGAUGACGGGGGUGGAAUGGAGUCGUCUGAUCCCCAGUCUCUGUCCAAUCAGAACAAGCUGUUCUCUGACAUUAACCUCAACGACCAGGAGUGGCAGGAGCUGAUCGAUGAGCUGGCCAAUACUGUGCCAGAGGACGAUAUGCACGACCUCUUCAACGAGGACUUUGACGAAAAGAAAGAGGCUGAGUUUGGCAGGCCGGCAAACAAUCAGACGCCGGGCCCACAGGAAGCAGCUGGGAAUACGACAACAGCGGGAGGGGGGGCCGCGCCAGCAGCACUGCCUCCUCCUCCACCUCAGCCUCCACAGGGAGGCCCACAGGUUCCCAUGGGUUCACCACAGGUGCGACCAUCUUCAUCAGGCCCUCAGUUUGCCACCACUGCCAAUGGGACGCCUCCUCAGCAACCUUUGCAGCAGUCUCCAGCCGUUGCUAUGGCAUCAGGUUCGCCAUUGCACAACUGCGUGGCUCGCUCCCCUCAGACUCCAACCCAAGCUCAGACACAAGCAGUCUCUAGGCCUGGGAAUGGAUACAUGAUGAACCCGGGGCCAGGAGUCAGUCAGGCGGGCACUGGACCUGGAGCAGCGGGGAUACCGCCUGGAAGUCAGUCUGUAGGACCAGUAACGCCUGAGCUUUCCCAUGCAGAGCAGCUGAAAGCAUUUGCUCAGCAGCGUAAUAAAAUGAUGCAGAAGCAGCAGCAGCAGCAAGCAGCUAACUGGUCACCUGCAGCCGCUCCAACCAGUCCCUAUAACUCCGCUCACUUUAACCACGACAAACCCAACAGCCCCAUGAUGUAUCCACCGCAAGCCUUUAAUACACCACAGGGCCCUCUAGUGGGUGGCAUGGCCCCCAACAACGGUCCCAAAGCCCCCAUGAACAACUACCUCCCUCACAACCACAUGGGCAUGAUGGGCCAGCAGCAGCCAAACAGCAUAAACCAGAACGCCCUGUCCAAACAGCAGCAACAGCAGCAGCAAACAGCAGGCAUGUUGUCCUACAGCAACACCAAACCGCUGAGUCACUUCAGUGGCAGCGGGGUGGAUCACAUAGGUCAGAGAAUGACCCCGCCCAUGCCAGGGAACAGUCAGGUCAAGAACCCCAUGAUGCCACCUUAUAUGGGCGGUGCGGGAGGUGGUGGCCAGGGUCCGGGGCCGGGUCAGACGCAAGGGCCAAUCCCAGGACAGACAGCUCACCUGAGUGAAGAGCAGAAGAGGAUGUUACUGAUGAAACAGAAAGUGUUGAACCAGAACAUGCCCUACAACACCAUGCAGCCUCAUGGACAGGAGCAAGGUGUGGUGGGGAUGUCACGACCACCUGGCGCCAUACCACCUCCUCACCCCGCUGGCGGCGUUGCCUCUGGGGUGGGCCCCAACCAGGGAUCAGGUCCGCCUCCGGUCUACCGGCAGGACGUGAUGAAGCAGAUGAUGGUGAUGGAGCAGGAGAAGAGGGCGCAGAUGCACAUGAUGGAGCAGCAGAAACAGCAGCUCUUAAGAGAGCAGAGACAGCAGCAGCAACUCUUGGCUGAACAGCUCCAGCAGCAGCAACAUCUCCCCAGACAAAUCGGCCAGGGCCAGAGGAAUCCAUAUCCCCAAGUCAAUCAGUACCAAGGUACCCCUCAGGCUCUCCAGACCAUUCGGGCUACCCGCCUCCUGCAGCAGCCGCAAACUCAGCAGCAGAUGGUCCAGAUGAGUUCUGUUCAGGCCCAGGGUGGUUCUGUGGGACCCCAAACUGACAUGGGACUACCCUACAGUAACCAGGGAUCCAACCAGGGUUCCCUGUAUGGGCUCAACCCCUCCAUGAGCCAAAUGAUCCACCAGCAGCAGCACCAGAGCCAAAGCGUCCAAGCCUCCAUGGGUCUUCCGCCACAGCACAACCCCACCGGAGGGCCACCCCGGCAGGCAGGUGCGGGUCCUGGAGUCGGAGGUAUGCCUGGAGGACCCGGAGGUGGUGGAGCUGGAGGUUAUGGAGGGCAAGGGAUGUUAAUGAACUCCAUGUCCCAACAACCUCUUAAAGGACCUCCUAAUGCCAAAGCUCAAACACAGAGACUGCAGAGCAUGCUGGGAGGAGGCGGUGGGGGAAUGGCAGCAAGUGGCUGGCCGCAGCAGCAAGGACAGAGUCUGCAGGCCAUGGGGGGUGGAGUUGGAAGGACUACAGGAGGAGGGGGAGGAGAUAUGGUGGGGUUCAGCUCUGCCCAGGGUUAUGGGAUGCAGCCGGGUCAACCCCCACGCAUGGCUAAACAACACUUUCAGGGCCCAGGACAAGGGAUGGGCCAGGGGAUGGACCCCAGGUUGGGCAACCCAGCUGCGGGUAUGGCUGGCCCAAUGAUGGGCCCUCACAUGGGUGGUCAACCAAGGACCAACCAACCCCGCCCUAUGGUUAUGAACCAGGGAAUGAACCAGGGGGUGAUGGGCCAGGGAAUAACUGGGAUGGGGGGUUUCGUGCCAGGCCCUGGGGGGCCAGGAAUAGGGGCAAGUGGAGGUGGAGGAGGUGGAUCUUACGGACCAGGGGCAGUCGGGGUUGGAGGUCAGCCGCAGGGCUACCAGAGGACAGCCAAUCAGGACAUGUCAUCCUAUGGAUACGGGGGCGGGCCCUCAGGCGGAGGAGCCUUCGGAUUGGGGGACGGCUCGGGGGCAGAGCUGGACUCAAGUGACGGUUGGAUGGAGGAGUUUUUCUCGAGCUAAUAGCCAACGGGGAAAGUUGUUACUGGAUGAAAUAAAAACGUUUAAAGUUGGACAAAUUUUAAAAUCUGAGAAAGUAAAACAAAAACGAUAACAUGA
Pundamilia nyererei is the source of this 4326-nucleotide messenger RNA. It is a transcript of the gene maml3, whose product is annotated as mastermind-like transcriptional coactivator 3. The transcript has 6 exons. The coding region runs from base 772 to 4230 and encodes 1152 amino acids. NCBI's taxonomy places the organism in Eukaryota, Metazoa, Chordata, Actinopteri, Cichliformes, Cichlidae. Gene Ontology annotation, molecular function: transcription coactivator activity. Gene Ontology annotation, biological process: Notch signaling pathway; positive regulation of transcription of Notch receptor target. The record is from RefSeq and is a predicted model, not a curated record. Gene Ontology annotation, cellular component: nuclear speck; nucleoplasm.